AUGCAGCGGGAAAGUGUACGACGAGGAUUCGGUAUCUCUCACCAGAAAGUCGUUCUGCAAGUAGACAUCGGCAAGAAGACUGCCCAUGGAUACACGGAACUGACUGUUGUUCCCCUAUCGCGGGACCUGCGGACUCUUCACUUGCACGCACGAUGCGACGUUCACAACGUGAGCGUGUGCGUCGCUCCAGGCUCCGAGUCAAUUCAAGCAGACUUUGUGCACACCGAUCCAACUCAAGCAGUCACCGUAUCCGACACGACCGACGUCCAUCUUCAUCCAGAAUUGAAACGCAAAUUGUUUGCUGCAGGGGCAGAGGCAGACGAGGGAGAGCUCUCGAUAGCAAUACCCCCAAGCUUUUCCCUUCAUCCAUCAAAUGCACCGGUAGACGUGCAGGUCUCGUCCGAUCGUCCCGACAUCCCACCGUUUGUACUCGUAAUCGAGUAUUCAAUACACGAUCCAGCACAUGGGCUGGAAUUUGUGCUCCCUAGCGAGUCGCAUCCCAAUUUCGUCCCUCAUGUCUUUACAUCACCCUCCACGUCGGACGCCGCUCGGUGCUGGGUUCCGUGUCUGGAUAACCUCUGGGAACGUUCUACAUGGGAACUUGUACUAAUCGCACCUCAUUCACUUGAACGUCCUCCGAGUCAACCUUCAGACGCGAUGCAACUUGACCAACCCACACCCGAGCCUGAGCCUGAGCCCGAAUUUCCGGUCGUGGCGGUAGCCAGCGCCGAGCUCACCCAAGUGAUCGUACACCCCAAUGACCCCUCCAAACGUAUUCACCUCUUUUCCCAAUCCCUUCCCACAAGCGUACAGCACAUUGGAUUCGCGAUUGGUCCAUUCAUAUCUCAUCUCGUUCCCGACCCAACAACCUCUGAUCCUACAGCAACCACCACAACGCCAACACCCAUACGGACAUACGCCCUCCCUUCUACUCCCUCCGCCACCCUCGAACUCGCUACUACUUCGGCUCCAUUUCGACCUGCCAUGUCAUUUUAUACAACUGAAUACGGUUCAUAUCCAUUUGGAACCCUUUCUGUCAUAUUUUUACCUACUGUUCCUUCCACCACAUCGUACGAUUGCGCCGGAUUGGUUCUCCUUCCCAGCACAUUACUACACAGCCCGGCCUAUAUUGAUGCUGAAUUCGACGCCCGCCUCGCUCUUGCCCACGCUCUCGCUGCGCAAUGGGCAGGCGUACACAUAAUCCCUCGUACCCCAGCGGACACUUGGCUCGUUCUCGGCCUACAAGGCUACGUAGCCGGUCUGUGUAUCCGCAAAAUGAUGGGUAACAACGAGUGGCGAUACAGGCUUAAAGUUGAUGCUGCACGGUGUGUUGCCCUCGACGACGGCUCGUUCCCGCCGAUCUCACGUCCAACUUGCGCGCGGGCAUUUGUCCGGUUAAAAGCCCCGCUUGUUCUACACACUCUCGAUCGUAUUCUUUCCGCUCACGGUGGCUUGGGCCGUGUUCUCCCAAAAAUCUUCUUGAGCGCGCUCAGUGGAGAAUUGGCACAAAAUGCCCUGGGCACGACCGCGUUUGUCCGGAUGUGCCGACGACUGGGGGGCGGGAACAGUGGGAACAGCGGUUCAGGUGGUGGAGGGGGAGGUGUGGGUGGUGAAGUAAGAGUUUGGGCACGCCAAUGGGUUUAUGGAAGUGGCUCCCCGAGGUUCUACGUGAGCGCUGGGUUCAGUCGGAAAAAAAUGGCUGUCGAGUUGGUGGUCGAACAACGAUGCCUCGCUUGGGAGCGAAACAAUCCCGUAAACGGCGCACCCGUAAACGUGGACUAUAAUCCAGUCAAAAGCUUCGAAGGGCAGAUGACGGUACGCAUCCAUGAAGCGGACGGCACCCCCUACGAACACAUUCUGGAUCUGCGAGACGGUCGAACGCGAUUUGAAGUUCCGUUCAAUACCAAAUACAAGCGUGUUCGACGAAGACGACGAGGUGAAGCACCGGUCAUACUCGAAACCGCGAAUGGCACUACGACUGCUGCAGGUGCAACGGGCGCCGAUGGAGAGCAAGAGUUAAUUGUCGGAGGAGGCGCGGUAUUUGAGUAUGGUCCAUGGGAAGACCCAGCUGCGCGGGCAGCAUGGCAUGUCGAGGAAUUUGAAGACGCUGAACCUCCACCACACACCGGUCCGAUCCCCUUUAACCCGAACUCGGGCGCCGCGGCAGGAAACGAGGAGACGGCCUAUGAAUGGAUCAGGUUGGACCCCGAGAUGAUGUGGGUUGCGCGGACCGAGUUGAAGCAGAGUGGUGUCAUGUGGGCGAGCCAGCUUGCACGAGAACGAGAUGUGGGGGCGCAAAUGGAGGCAAUAUGGGCUUUUGGAGGUGGUGGUGAAGGUUUAGGACCAGCCGCCGGGACAGGAUUAUGCGGAGGACUUGCGUACGGAACCGGGAGCCUGACGGCGGGUGCGAAUGGUCCUGGAUCAAGUGUCAGCGGAAGCGUGGUCACAUCGCCUGGGCUCUAUUCCUCCUUUGGAUCUAUAGCAUCUUCGGGAGCAGUGAGUACUGCACUGUGCCAGACGGUUCUCGUACCCGCGUACUUUUUCCGCGUCCGAUGCGCUGCUGCUCGAGCACUCGCAAGCCAAGGCGCGCCUGGAUUAUUCCAUCUCCUCAAAAUUUGGACCAAGUGGUGUUACGAGCCCGAUUCAAACAACGGGAACGGAGGAGAUGGAUUUGCACAGAGGUUUAUUCCCCGUCCCAAUGACUUUUCCGAUUUUCAAGAGUAUUUCGUGCGCAAGGCGGUUAUUACUGCUCUAUCUCAACUGAGGGACGGAACGAGCGGCACGGGAGCUUGGUUGGGUGGUGCACUCGUUCGAGGAACGAUUGUCGAUCAGUUGGUUUACAAUGAUAACAACGGGAACACAUAUGCCGACGACAUGUACAUCGCUACUUUAAUCACCGCUCUUGGAACUGCUCUUAUCCCGCCCGAUGUUUCUGAACGCAAUGAACUUGCUCAUAACCAUACUGUUGAGAUGGAGAUGGAGGAAGCCAUGCGCCGACAGAUGGAAGAGGAUGAAAACGCAGAGGUGUUGAGGCGCGCCGUGACGCAGGUGGAAAGAUACCGAGCUCGAGAUCGGCUUGUGCCCAGCAGACAUAACGUUAUUUCGAUUGCCGCAAUCCAGUGGUACUUGACGAUUAUGAUGAGUGGGCUAGUAAGCAACGACCCGCGAUUGUUCUUGGCCUAUUCUCAGGAGGCUAAUGCAAUUGGCUUGCGGACUGCAGCGAUGGAUGCUCUGCUUCUCAUGAAGUGGUGGCGAACCAAGGCACUCAUUCAAUACAUUUUCGCAGUGGUCGCUCAUGAUCCCUCGCGUGAAGUUCGCCGCCACGUCGCUCGAAGCAUAGUCACCAGUUUGGCCGUUCUCCAUGCAGUUGGCGAUGUCAGGCCCGCUGGGAGGGAUGAACCACUUCUGGUUGUUGAGGAUGACAGUGGUGCUCCCAAGGACAAGAUCAAAAAAGGCGAAGGGGAUAUGUUGGUAAAAGCGCUGAAAAAAGAAGUGGGAAGAUCGAAGCAACUUCGAGAUUCGAUUAUGCCUAUUAUGCUCGAUCCGAGUGUGGAUCACGAAGUCCGCUGGUGUAUGCUCAAGCUUGCUGACUUGAUAUAUCGCCCAGCGGAAGAGCCGCACGUCAAGAUCAAGAUUCAUAUCCCACCAACGCCAAUUUCGGAAGCCCCUCCCGCUCCUCUUCCUGUGGUCACGCCCGCCCCACUGGUACUUCCCAAGAAGCAGCUCCCGCCCUCGGGUCGCCAGACACCAACGACUUUGAAGCUGAACUUGAGCGGAACCUUACCAAAACUCAAGUUACAUUCUCCAAGAACCAGUGCCGGCCCUCUGCCGCCCCUCGUUCCACCUGUCGCGCCUUCUCCAUUGGCAUUUGAGUCUACUCCCGGAAAGAAUGGAAUACCACUUCCCGAACCGGAGCCCAAGGUAGAGCCAGAGAUAGCUCCAGCACCAACGCUUGGGCCCGUCGUUCAGCGCAAGGAGCCAACACCCCAGCCUCCGCCCCAACCAGUGGUUCGACCACGUCCCGUUAUUGCAGAACCCAAGGUUAUUACGAGACUCUCCCCUGAACAAGCGUCUAUUCCCCUUCCUCGACCCAAGAAAGUCAAACCAGCUGCUCCUGUUCACCAAGGCAUGAACAAGACGACACAUGCACACUGCAAGGCCGUCCUUAACGCCCUCCAUCGCAACCCUCAUGCGGCUGUCUUCCGGUUGCCUGUAGACCCUGUGAGGGAUAACGCACCAAACUACUUUACAGUAAUCAAACAUCCGAUGGAUCUAUCGACUAUGAAAGCCAAAUUGGACAACAAAAUAUACAAGGAUCGUGCUGAAUUUGAGGAGGACUUUAAACUGAUGAUUCAAAACGCCAAGAUAUACAAUGCGCCUUUGUCUUUUGUAUUCAAUGAAGCGAUUGCUUUGGAGAAGGCUUUUAACGACCGUUGGACCAAGAUCGAUGCCUCGGCCAGCGCUGCACAAGCACUGGAGAUGGAAAUCUCUGGACCUAUCGCCUCGUCGAGUAAACCAAGUAAACCCAUUCCGUUUAACGUCCCUGCGCCCCCAACGCCAACCAAUCCACCGGCCGGCCGUAAAUUGUCGCUUUUGGCUGGAACAAGUCCAGGAGGCCCACUCGAGACGCCUACCCGAGUCAAGGUCAAGCCAAAGAUGUUUCCUGGGAUGGAUACUACACCCCGGCCUAAGUCCAAGGAACCAGCGCCGCCUCCCGUCACCCCAUCUCCAGUUGACCAAAAGUCCAAGACACCCAAGAUCAAGCUCAUCACGCGUCCCCCAAAACCAGCACCUACCCCUCAACGAGUGGCUUCCCCAGCUCCUCCCCCUCCCCCUCCCCGGGCCCCAUCGCCACCUCCACCACCGCCUCCCCCACCUCCAGACCCCGUAUCUAACGAUGAUACACAUCUCGAUGACCUACUCCUGGAGGAGGUCCUCGCGAUUGAGACCGAGAGUGAGAUGAAGAAAGGGAAGGAAAAGGCAGCUAUCCAAGCCCCUGCUCCUACGCCCCCUCCACCAAAGCCAACUCCAAACCCAUCGUCUUCUGGGCCUCUGAAGAGCAUGAAAAUCGGCAGAACUACCUUCAAGAUUCCUCGCGCCAGUACACCCAGCGGAGCCUCUACUGAGAAGAAGUCGCGCCCUUCAACUCCGUCCGUGGAUACACAUUCAGAUCGAGAACGCACGCCAGCAGUUACAACAAAAGUUCGCGUCAUCAAAGGGCCUGAAGGGUCUUCGAAACCUGCAGUAUCAGUCACACAGAAGCGUAAAGAUCCUGGCCCCCAUGUGCACCGGGAGAAGCCUGCGCCCAGCGAUCCAUUCCUCAGUCCAUUGGGAGCUGGUCCAAAGGGCAAGGCAAAAGACGCUGCUCCCCCUGCUCCCCCACCGCCAACAGCUGCACCACCUACUCCUGCACCACCUGCGCCAAGUCCUGCAGCCUCUUCUUCUCAAAGGAUUGAUGUCAAGCGAUGUGAGCGUAUACUUGCUAGUCUCCGAAGGGCCGAAAAUGCAUUCAUCUUUGAGCGACCCGUUGACCCGAUAAAGGACGGGUGUCCAACUUAUCUCGACGAGAUUAAGCAUCCUAUGGACCUAGGGACGAUGAGCACCAAACUCCGUAAUGGCAAAUACAGAACAAUGAACGACUUCAAGUUGGACGUAGAAUUGAUUGUCUCCAAUUGCCGCGCGUUCAAUCCUCCUGGUACAUUCCCAGUACUUGCUGCGGAGGCACUCGAGGCAGUGUUUAAACGCGAAUGGAGCAAGAUUAAUACUGAACCUCGGAGAAUAUCGUCUGGAGAUCGGAGAGCUCUUGUGUCUAUGGUUGAUAAACUGUGUGAACAACCAUGUGCGGUGUGGUUCCUCGUUCCUGUGGAUCCCAUCCAACAGAACGUCCCAGACUACCAUGACAUUAUUCCCAAACGUGACGCGCGUGAUCUUUCUUUGAUCAAGUCUAACAUUGAGAGCGGCAAAUACGACUCGCUUGACGCGCUCACUGCCGAUGUUUACUUGAUGCAAGCCAACGCAGUCAAGUUCAACGGAGAGUAUUCGAAUGUUGCAGCAGAUGCGAGGACUUUUGUCACGUCUUUCGAGAAUGCACUGGCCGCCUUUAAGCGCAAGCGUAAAGGGCCAGAGGUUCACGGCAGCAGCAGCGGGACGAAGAAGCAGAAGCUGUAUUAG
Rhizoctonia solani is the source of this 6171-nucleotide messenger RNA. RefSeq names its product bromodomain associated protein. The coding region runs from base 1 to 6171 and encodes 2056 amino acids. Gene Ontology annotation, biological process: transcription initiation at RNA polymerase II promoter. The record is from RefSeq and is a predicted model, not a curated record. Gene Ontology annotation, molecular function: RNA polymerase II general transcription initiation factor activity; protein binding; transcription cis-regulatory region binding. Gene Ontology annotation, cellular component: transcription factor TFIID complex. The transcript is spliced from 14 exons. Lineage: Eukaryota; Fungi; Basidiomycota; Agaricomycetes; Cantharellales; Ceratobasidiaceae.